Messenger RNA from Alternaria metachromatica, 1254 nucleotides. RefSeq lists its product as uncharacterized. The transcript has 3 exons. NCBI's taxonomy places the organism in Eukaryota, Fungi, Ascomycota, Dothideomycetes, Pleosporales, Pleosporaceae. The record is from RefSeq and is a predicted model, not a curated record. Gene Ontology annotation, molecular function: hydrolase activity, acting on ester bonds. Bases 1 to 1254 code for a protein of 417 amino acids.
AUGCCGCAGACAUCGGACUUCUACAGGUAUAGAGAACUGGACGGAUCAAAGCAGCAGAUCCGUCUCGCAAGAUUGUUGCGAUCUCAACCUGUGGCCAAUACGCUAUACAAGCGCGACUUCAUUUACUGCGAACUUGAGAUAUUCGACAUGAACACUGCACCCGAGUUCAUCGCUCUGUCAUACACUUGGGGUGGACCAUCAGAUAAUAGGUAUAUCGCUAUCAAUAACAAGCUGCUCGCUGUUAGAAUGAACUUGUUCGAUUUCCUUUCCGCCUUUCGCGCAGACGAAGCCAAUACCCAGUACCUCUGGAUCGAUCAGAUAUGUAUCAACCAACAGGACACGGCGGAACCCUUUGGGGAUAGCUACACGUACGUGCAGGGUACUCUCGGCCACCAAAACUACACCUUCAUUGGCGAUGAAUUCAACUUCUCUUUUGCGCCCGCACAGCUCUUUUCGAAUCGCAUCGUGCAGAACCUUACGGGAACGGCAGAAGGUGGCCCUAAUUGGGUGGAGCUUUUGACUGGAUGUGGUGUCGAGGAUGGUUUGCACAAUCCAAGAGAGUGCGAUGUUCAGCUCUGGGACUUUGCAUAUGCUGGCGCGAAUACUUUCGAGGAAGCUGGAUUCACACCCCUUCAUCACAACCAUACUGUCUCACUCGAACGGCAGAUCGAACAGUUUGCCUCCUACGGCAGUCCAGCUCUCGAAUCAAUUCAUCUCAACAAGAAGAAAGCGCUCGUAGCGAUAUGGAUCGGCAUCAACGACAUCAAUGACCUUGUAUCCACCCAAGGCAAGAACGCAUCCUUUGCGCCACUCUACGAGAAGAUCCAGGAUCGAGUUUUUGAGAACGUGGAGAAGAUCUAUGAACUUGGCUACAAGAACUUCCUUUUCAUGAAUCUACCGCCUCUGGAUCGUGGGCCAGGCACGCCCAAUGUCAACGCGUCGCUCGUUGCUUCUUUCAACAAGAUUCACGCUGCACAUGCCAACGACUUUCAGUCCGAUCAUAAGGACGUGAAGGUGCUGCAAUUCGACGUGAAUAGUGUUUUGAACUACGUUUUGGAUCAUUACCAAGACUACGGGUUCAAAAACGUCACCGACUACUGCCCUGGAUAUAAUCAGCCAGAUAUCCUGACAAAUCCUAGCCAAUAUGGGUGCACGGACUUGAACACGUACUUUUGGUACAAUUCAGGGCACCUGACGAGUCGGACGCAUGAGGUCAUGACGAAAGCCUUGAAACGAUGGUUGUCAAAGCAGUAA